This is a messenger RNA of Magallana angulata, 725 nucleotides long. RefSeq lists its product as uncharacterized. The transcript has 3 exons. The coding region runs from base 236 to 616 and encodes 126 amino acids. The record is from RefSeq and is a predicted model, not a curated record. Lineage: Eukaryota; Metazoa; Mollusca; Bivalvia; Ostreida; Ostreidae.
GACGGGUAAACAGUUGGAAGUUUAAAUCCGGACAUUUAAGCCGUUUUAACGUGUCCGCAUUAACGAGCAAUAAGGAAUCAAGGCAGAUUUUUAAUUUUGUGUCAUGUCAUAAUCUUCCUUGGUUUCCGCAAUGUGAUAUGUUACUUUAUUAAUCUUUAAAUCGACAAUGUUUUUAAUCUUAAAACUUGUGUAGAUAGAAUUUCCAAACCAAACAAUUCGAGAUUGAGGAGGUGAAAUGGUCAUAAAGUUUCCGAGCAUAUUCAGAGACAGAACUCGGUCCACCCUCGAGACCCGGCGCAGACGACACCGGCAUCGGACCGAGGAGACCCUGACCAUCCCGGGAAUAUUCCGUCCCCCCAGCGUCCAAGUGGAGGUCAGGAAAUUCAACCUGUAUGGCACCCUACGGAAAUCUAAAACGGAGAUUCAUAACACUCUGCCGUCUCCUGAAUUAAUACAGAGAGAAGUUCGAUACAUAGCGUUUGAAGAUGAAAGAAGGAACAAGGCCCAGCAAGUGGGAUAUAAAGAUUUCUAUGGAUUUUUAACGCCGACUUUAAAUCACAGACAGUCUCGUGAUGUCAGUCACUCUCAACCAAUCAAAGCCGCCAGUGUAAAUUGACGUCAUAUACAAUGAGUGUUUGAAACGAAACUCUGGAAUAUUCUAGUCAUAUUUUAUACUGUUCAAAUUUAGGACCUUUUACCUUGGCACCAUUAAACUUAUUUCUUAU